Messenger RNA from Phycodurus eques (leafy seadragon), 2709 nucleotides. It is a transcript of the gene lmbr1l, whose product is annotated as limb development membrane protein 1-like. The transcript is spliced from 17 exons. Gene Ontology annotation, molecular function: transmembrane signaling receptor activity. The record is from RefSeq and is a predicted model, not a curated record. The coding region runs from base 133 to 1614 and encodes 493 amino acids. Lineage: Eukaryota; Metazoa; Chordata; Actinopteri; Syngnathiformes; Syngnathidae. Gene Ontology annotation, biological process: receptor-mediated endocytosis; signal transduction.
GCGCAUUGAGCCGCGGCUGCUACACGUUCCGACCGCGGCGUUCCUGACAAGAUGCACCGUCUUUUGACAUUUUGACGACGCCAGCUUCAGGGCUUCUGAACCCGACAUUUUGUUUUGUUAUGGUGUCGGAGGAUGGAAACGGACGACGUGUCGGUGAGGGAGCAACUUUUCCACAAUCGUGUCCGGGAGACCAUCAUCUGUGUACUCCUGUUUACGUGCCUCUACGUAAUGUCCUACCUCAUACUUGCACGGUUCAAGAAGACUGCAGAGUUUGUCACUGAUGAUAUUGAGGAUGCAACUGUCAACAAAAUUGCGCUGUGGUUGUGUACAUUCACACUGUCAGUUGCAGUUUGUGCGGUGCUACUUCUCCCCAUCUCUAUUCUGUCUAAUGAGGUGCUGCUCACCUUCCCACAGAGCUACUACAUGCAAUGGCUCAAUGGAUCUCUCAUCCAUGGGUUGUGGAACUUGGUGUUCCUUUUCUCUAAUUUGUCCCUGGUCUUCCUCAUGCCAUUUGCCUACUUCUUCACUGAGUCUGAGGGGUUUGUCGGGUCCAAGAAGGGAGUGAUGGCACGAGUAUAUGAAGCAGUUGUCCUGUUGUUGCUGCUAGCGCUCCUGGUUUUGGGCAUUGUGUGGGUUGCAUCAGCCCUUCUCCACGACAACAUGGCCAGGAAGAGCCUCUAUGACCUGUGGGAGUAUUACCUUCCCUACUUGUACUCUGGCAUCUCUCUUUUUGGAGUACUGCUGCUCCUGUUGUGCACACCUUUUGGGCUGUCUCGAAUGUUCAAUGUAACAGGCAGUCUGCUGGUUAAACCUCGGCUGUUCGAAGAUGUCGACGAUGCCCUCAGCUGCACCACAUUUGAGGAGGACUCGCUCUCCAGGAAACUGAAGUGUGGCAGUCCUCAAUCGUGCUGGGUCAAGCUGAACAUUGAGGCGAUGAAGAAAGAGCACCAAGCAGUCCGAACAAAGCGUUUAGCCUUGGAGACGUGGAGGAAAGCUUCGCCGUGGCAGAGAAACUUGGGUUAUCCACUGGCUAUGCUUACGCUCCUCGCUCUCACAGUUUUGUGUGUCCUGAUGGUCUGUUUUAAUGUGCUGGAGUUGCUCUUUGAUGAGACUGCUAUGCCCAGAGGAAUGGAAGAUCCUCACCUUGGGAUGGCCUCCUUCUCCAUGUUUGGCUCACUGGGUGCAGCAGUUCAAGUAGUCCUUAUACUCUAUCUAAUGGUGUCAUCGGUAGUUGGAUUCUAUAGUUCACCUCUUUUCACCGGCUUGGUGCCUCGUGCGCAGGAUACCAACCUCACACAGAUAAUUGCCAAUUGUGUUUCACUUCUUAUCCUGAGCUCAGCACUUCCGGUCUUUUCACGUACACUUGGGAUCACCCGCUUUGAUCUGCUGGGAGACUUUGGCCGCUAUAACUGGCUUGGGAACUUUUAUGCUGUGUUCCUGUACAACAUGCUGUUUGCUGGCCUCACCUCCGCCUCUCUGAUCAAGACAGUCACGUGGGCAGUGCAGAGGGAACUCAUCCACGCAUUUGGGCUCCAUCGACUACCCUUAACUGUCUCGCGCUCCACUGUCCCGUUCAGACUCCUGCUGGCAAGUGGACUGUCCAAAAUCCAGUGACUUAAACCUUUUUAACUUGUUUUUGUUUUUAAAAAAUAAGAUCGAGCCAAAAUGCGCACCUUUCAGAUUGUGCAGCAUAGUCCCAUCUUCGCUGGCUGGCGACAUCGAUUGUACAGAGCAAAGCGACGAGGGUGAUGACUCCGUGCAGUUGGGGGGCUUUGCUCAAAGAUGUAUCGCUGACCAAAAUGUGAAAGUGUGUUCACAUGAGCCAAAAAAUGGCUUGAACCUGAGAUGCGGUUAUGGCUCAAAGAGGGCGAAUGUGAAUCAAAGCCAUAUUACAUGGGCAGUGAAGCCCCCAAUAGAGGAGACAAAAUGAUGGCUUCUGAAACAUGCGAGUCAACAAAGCUAUUUUGAAGUGUUAUGCUGUAGCUGUGAGAUAAUUUCCUCUUUGGCUACAGGUGGAUUAAGUGCUCUGUCUCUCGCGUUUUCUCUGUGACUUCUCCAGACUUUCCUCUCGUAGGAUGUUCCACUAUUUUAAGUGUAAAUCUGACUUCCAUGCGGUGCAGCCUGGACUGCUGUACAGUCGGUCGGCGAAGGGGAAGUUGCACGGAGAAAAUGGGAUGACGGGCUACCAUGUUCAGUCUGUGAGGAAUAAGACUAAGUCUCAGCUUCUUAACAAUUUAUCUUUAGACUUGUAUUUUUUUAUUUUUUAUUUUUUUUUUUUUUUUUUGAGUUUACAAAGUCACUACCUGACUUACAAACAUGCACAAAAGGAAAGCUUUCCACUGUGUCUUAUGCAUUGAUGGCCAAGGGAAAGUCUCUGUGGGGAACUUGUGACUUCGACCAACCAAACUGUGAAUUAUUCCACUGUUUUGUGGGAAAGUGCAAUACAGUAUGUUAAAGCACACAUUUUAUCAGUGAUUUUUAAAAAAAAUUGUUAAUCUCAGCUGCCUCUCCUUGGUGUGAAUGUGUUUAGUAUGCUUAGUUGUUUCUCUGUUGUAUUAGCAGGUUAUUAGAUGUUGGUGUGGCCAGCAGGGAGCAGUGUAUCUCAAGUUCAACCUUUUCUUCCCUUAUUUGUUGAUUUGUUGACUGUACAGUGUAUUUUAUGCACAGAUCGCUCGUAGGGUUCUCCUUUUACUCCCCCCCCCCCCCCCC